Messenger RNA from Rhopilema esculentum, 3403 nucleotides. Its product is annotated as methyltransferase-like protein 22. The record is from RefSeq and is a predicted model, not a curated record. Gene Ontology annotation, biological process: protein methylation. Gene Ontology annotation, cellular component: nucleus. Gene Ontology annotation, molecular function: protein methyltransferase activity. Lineage: Eukaryota; Metazoa; Cnidaria; Scyphozoa; Rhizostomeae; Rhizostomatidae.
UUUGCAUUUUCACGAGAUGUUUGUGUACAUUUUCCAAGUUCAAUAAAUUUUGCUGCCUGUGUUAUUUAGGGGAUCAGUUACACAAUUUUACAAUUUUUCAGUUAGCCAUAAUCAUGCAAUUUUAGCUGCUUUAGUUUCAAUGGAGCUGUAAAAUGGAAAAUUAUUCGAGAGAUGCCGUCAGUUUUGAUGAUUUGGUCCUAUCAUCAGUUCAUGUUGAAUCAGAACAUCAAAGAAGGAUUUUGGAUCAAAACUUCCUUGUUACAAAAUUCAAAUUUGAUGUGGUUGAUCAAUCCUUGUCAAACAGAGAGCAAUAUGUCGGCCUGUGCUAUGAUGAAGAGGGGGAUAUCAUUGUUCAUAGGGGAAACAACCAUGUCAUUAAAGAAGAAGAAAUUAUGAUAUAUCACUGUAUGGCAACACCCUUAGCAGAUGUUGGAAAGCAGCUUUGGCUUGGUGCACUUUUGUUGGGUGAUUGGAUUCUGCAUAACCCAAGUUUGUUCAAAGAAGCCCAUUGCUUGGAGCUUGGUGCUGGAACGGGUUUAUGUAGUAUGUUGGCAGGGAUAUACUGCAAACAUAUUUUUUGUACAGAUACUGGAGACUCUGUUCUUGAGUUAUGCCAAAAGAAUGUGGAUGAAAACGAGAAUUUAUUGAAAUACGGGAAAACAGGAAUAAAAGUAAAGGAACUCAACUGGAUGUAUGACAACUUCAGUCAUUCAAAAGAUAACGACAAAUGCAGAAAAUUUGACUGGACAAGUGAUGAGAUCAGCGAAUUGAAGAAAACUGAGAUCUUUUUGGCAGCUGAUGUUAUUUAUGACAAUACAUUGACUGAGGGGCUUUUUUGCAAGCUGAUAAAACUCAUGGAGAAAAGUGAAGCCAAUGAGACCAAAUUAUUCAUUUCCAUCGAGAAAAGAAUUAAUUUCACAAUCGAUGAACUGGAUGUAUCGUGCCCUGCAUACAAUUACUUCAGGAAGAUGCUUGGUGUUCUUGAGUCUGGCCGAUUUCCAAGUUCUUCACGGAUCCAUCGUGUACAAAGAGUUGAUUUGAGGUUUCCACAAUAUUUUGAUUACAAAAGAAUCAAACAACUGGAGCUUUGGCAGGUGACGUCAGAAAAAAAAUAGAAAGUCCCUUAGAAAUUCAUGCGAAGAUUUGUUUCGAAACCAGAGUAUGUUACUUAACUUUUGUGCUAAUUCUUAUUGUAACCUUAUUGUUAACUUCUCGUAAAUACCAAAAACGAAUGUCAAGCGUGUGGGUAUUUAAUCUGCCUGCCUUUUGCGCUAUGCAAGGUAUGUUCUUCCCAAGCCUUUUAAUUUUUUAUGAUAUUUUUAUCAUUUUUCAUUGACACGAUUGAAAGGCAUAGAAUCUUCUCUGAACACUUUUAUUUUCUUUGCUCUAAUUGUACUUAAAUGGAAAACCGUAAAAUCUUCGUCUUGGCAUCAUUGAUGAUGCUUGCAAAAAAAGUUAAAUCUUUAAAGUGCCUAACGAACUGUAAAUUUGAAAGUAAUAGCACUACAUCGAUUAUGAUGCGGCCCAGACAUUUAAUCCAAACGGGUAACCAACAUCGGAUCAAAAGACCACGCCUUAUUUUAAUAUAACCACGCCCGCCAGGGCAUGAAAACUCACCCGACCAUGUGACCAGGCGGUCACAGUAAAUUUUUAUGAAUAAAGCUCUGCAGGAAAUUGUUAAAAAUAAGUUCUUUUCCAACAAGGAGCUUUGUUUCUUUCAUGUUCAUAAAAACAUGAAGAUAAAACAAAUAUAUCUUAUGCAUGUGCCUUUUACAGGUUUAAAUGGUUUUUCUACCUAAGAACCCUUGAGAAAAAUUCUUGUUCGAUAAAAGUUUACAGUCUUUCAUCGGUCUUGAGGAUCUUUGUUAUAAUUUGCAAAAUUCUUGAAAAUUUGAAAAUUAUUGCGAUACUGGUGCAUGCAAGGCCCCUACCGUAUAUUGCCUAUCACAAUUAUUGUUACUGCUUAAAGCAAAUUUUCUCUUAUACUUUAUGAAAUGAUUUUUCCUCAGGAUUCUGACCUAUAUCUUAAUCAAAUAGUUUGUUAUAAACUUCCAUGGAUACAAGGACAUCAUAUUAUCAAUCUUUUUAAGCUCAUUUGUUAAUUUUGUUUAUACUAAUGCUUGCCUCCAUCUCCCAAAGAUAGCAUCUACACCCAAUUUGAUCUCCAUUCGUACUUUUCCACCUGCAUUCUAGCAAACUUUGAUGUUCUGAGUGUAAAUAUUCUCACCAGUUAGAAGGUAAAUAUUAUAACCAAGCUCCUAUUCCAGAUUAAUUUAGGCGUUCAUCGUGAAAAAAAGUGAUUUUGUUAAAGUAAACUUGCAAACUUGUUUAUAAAUGUAGCUUAUGCUUUCAUUAAACUGAUGACACAUCAUUAUGGUUUUUGGAACGUGACCCUUUCUUUUUUUAUCUUUACAUUCUCGCAGGAAAUUUAUGCGUCAUUUUUGUCCGGUCGCUCACAGUGGUUCUCCUAACCCAUUCCUCGAAUUAUUCAGACGGAUAGACUGACGAAGUCAAUUUUUGAAAACCCUUAUUUCAACUCCCAACUCUACUGCACAACAGCUAAACACUAAGAUUCUUUUAUGGCAACUCACAAUCGGUUUUGUUUCUAAAACCAUUAAUAAAGAUUUUCAUAUUUCUUCGUUUCACCGUUAAUUUUCUAUUUGAACGGCCUUUAUUUGAUUUCUAGCAGUGUUUUAAAAUGCUAAUUAAACGCCCGAGAUUCGUUAUCAAGCGGUUGUCUGUUCUGUGCUACCCUUCUCGUUAUAUGUUAUAAAACUUCACGUUCUUCUGUAUCCAGAAUUCCAAAUCGUUGUUUUAGUGAUGUGAGAGAACUGGAACCAAGUUAUUAAGUCCUGUGUCAAUAGAGGAUGGGGUGAAACGCGAGAGAAAAUGAGAGUAGUGAAGACUGAGAACCAAACUGUAAGAAGUAGUCGUUGAUAAAAGAUUCCUAAGAGUUUAAUAGUUAAUAAGUAGAAGAAUGAAGCGUUUAAUAGUUAAGUAGAAGUGGAUUGAUGAAAAAGAAAACUGUAAAUAUCGUAUACCCUUUUGGUAUUCUCUUAAAAUGUUUAUAUCGCUUGAUUCAGGUUGCUUUGUCACAUUAGCCGUAACUAAUAAUAAUAACCGCUUGUUUAUUCAUUUAUGCAAGUUAUUAAUUUAGGAAAGUCAAUUUGGCUGCAAACUAUGUUGUUUUUUGUUUUGGUAUUCUCAUCUAAAACAACAGUUUGUUGAUCAGAGAAGAAUCAAAUAAACACAUGGCUUUGUUAAUGUGUGAAAAUGACGGAUAAUGCUUCAAAGUGGUUUGAAAACGACAGUGUUUCCUAGAUUUAUGUGUCUAAUGUUACAUUCUGUUGUAAUGCGUCGUUUAAUGUGUCAUCAGAAAGUCUAAUAUGCUUUUAUUCUAUUU